AGACGGGCAGGCAGUCAGUCAGACAGACAGGCAGGUAGGCAGUCAGUCAGGUAGACAGGCAGGCAGUCAGUCAGACAGACAGGCAGGCAGUCAGUCAGACAGACAGACAAACAGGAAGUCAGCGGCAGGCAGUUAGUCAGACAGACAGACAGGCAGGCAGACAGACAGGCAGAGCCAACUGACACAUCCGUUCAGCACACCUAUAAUGGAUGGAGCCAGCUGCAGCAGGUGAACCUGUCCCACUCCUCCACCAUCAGCUCCUUCUCAGCAUCAAUUAUAACCGAAUCAGAUCUGUCAGCACUAAUCACUGACUCCCUAAUUGGCUAGAAAGGACCUCAAAGGACAUGACAUGAAUAAGUCAUAAUAUAAAUAAAAAUAUAAUAACAAAAGACACACGAUGCAGCAUUUAAUAUGUUUUUAAUGGACUUUUUUACUUUACUUUACUGACGGAUCACAGUGAGCACUUAGUUGCAUAUUUACGGUAAUCAACGACCUCAGUGGAAGUCAGCUUGUCGUUCUCUACAGUAGCUUUGUUUUAUUCUACUGUACGUCCGUGCACGCGGACGAGCCGCAGUCGUCACUAAACCGAACAGCAAGUCCCGCGGAGCGCAUCUGUCUCUCCGUGCCAGAGCCGCGGCUGUUUGUACGCGUUCACGGGCCCGCGUGUGUGCCUGUGCGUGGACACGUGAGAUGGAGAGCGGCGGCUUCCAGAGACAGGUGCUGUCCGUCAUGGAGGUGCUGGCGGCGGCGGCGGUGGCGGAGAUCAAGCGGCGCGUGGACGACAGCUGCGCGCUGCUGCGGCUGGAGGUGAGCCAGAGCCGGCGCGACAUCGCCCUGCUGAAGCGGAAGUGCGAGGCGAUGGAGGCUGAGCUGAGGAGGAGCAGGAUGCGCGCCAGGCGCAGAGGCGACGACAGGACGGAGCAGCAGCCUCACCCGAGGUCCGCGGACGCGGCCGCGGCGCGCGCUUCUCCUCCAGCCGCGGAGAGUUCGUGUCCGGGGACAGAGUGGAACGGGCCCCAGAUGUUGCAGUGCAUAGACGCUGACGAAGCUGAACGUGUCAAGGAGGAACGUUCAGAGGACGACGCGUGGAAGAGCAAUCUGGAGAACAGUCAGAGUGAGUUCAAAUUUUCUGGACCCGAGGAGCCAUGUUAUCGAGCCCAUCUGCUCAUACAGACUGAGAACUUUCUGGACCACUCAGCUGAGAAGCCCAACAACACUGAACCAGCAGCUUCUCCUCCCGGGGGCAAUGAUACAUUCCCUGAGCAGCUGAGCCAAAACCAGGACGAACAAAAAGUUGUUGUCAAGCUGGUGAAAGAGGAGCCCGAUGAGAACGCAGCUCCGCUCCACUCGGGCCACAGGUUUAUGACACAGGAAGGCGACGGCCAGAUGUGGUCCAACAGAGAUGGGGGCGAGUCGAACUUCUCGUGCGCCGGGCACGAGUUUGAGCAGGGACCAACUGUGGAUUUACAGGGAAUGGUGCGGAAAUCAAUAAUGGUGAGUGCAACACGAAUGAAAAGACGCAGAAGGUGCAAGAGGCCACAAGCACAUGAAGCUUUAUCGCAGGUCAACUCAGAUCAGAGCCCGAUUCCUCAACAGUCACAGGAUCAGUACAGAACCUCCGGCCCCCAAGUGAGGGACCCAGACGAGCUUCUGAGGGCGCCAAAUCCAGGAGGUUCUGCCUUUCGCGGAUGGGGCCUCGCCAGCUCGAGCCUGGCGAGGAGGAUGAGGGCGAGGGCGCCCUGGACGUCCGGCAUCGGCGAGAAGAGGUUCAACUGCACCUACUGCGACAAGAGCUUCAUGAGGUUCAGUCAGCUCAAGGAGCACCAGAGGAGCCACACGGGGGAGAAGCCCUUCAGCUGCCUGCUGUGCGGCCGCAGCUUCACCAAGCAGUGCAACCUGAUCCGGCACGCGGUGGUCCACAGCGGGGAGAAACCCUACGGCUGCUCGCUGUGCGGGAAGUGCUUCACGCAGCGCUCCAGCCUCAAGUCCCACCAGAAAACAGCCCACUGAAGCGGAUUUAGCUGAAUCAGCACCAGAAGCUGCAAGCUUCCGCAUUAAACCACAACAAUAUUAUAUUUGAUAUGUGUCAAAUGUGUGUGAAGACAGAGGGUAAACUGUGGGAGGUCCCAGCGGAGCCUCUGCCUCUUCACACAGCAGAGAUUAUGUACAAACUUUCUGUCUGUGAACUGAAGACCAGCUGAGGUCCAGGGCUGAUGUGUGUGUCGUACCUGUUCAUUAAUGGAAAGUCUGAAACUUUCAGCACAAUGAUUUUGGAAAAUAAAGCUGUAAGUAGAGGCUUCA
This is a messenger RNA of Betta splendens (Siamese fighting fish), 2301 nucleotides long. Its product is annotated as zinc finger protein 418-like. Gene Ontology annotation, biological process: regulation of transcription by RNA polymerase II. Gene Ontology annotation, molecular function: RNA polymerase II cis-regulatory region sequence-specific DNA binding; DNA-binding transcription factor activity. NCBI's taxonomy places the organism in Eukaryota, Metazoa, Chordata, Actinopteri, Anabantiformes, Osphronemidae. The record is from RefSeq and is a predicted model, not a curated record. Bases 691 to 2010 code for a protein of 439 amino acids. The transcript has 3 exons.